GCAGACGAGCGUUUCUCAAUUGUCACGUUCGCCGAACGCAGUCUCUGGGCCCCGUGUGUCAUGACAGCGUAAAUAAAUGCGCCGGAGUAAAAAUUGCACCACUGACUCCCUCAACUAAGCUGUUCGAUCUGGAAGACGGCCAAGCCGCGGUACACUUCAGCCACUUGAAAGUCAAGGUUAUCGGUAUCGAGGUUACCUCUUGCCGAUUGCCUGACUCUUAGGUUCUCUUGACAGUCUGGUUCGUGUCAAGGUGAGGGCAGCGAGACAAAGGAUGGCGAGUGCGACAGGAGAAGGGCCUGAGGUGGAGCUGCUACCGUGCAGCUUCAAGUUUCAUGACUUUGUCGCCAAAGUCUGUGAUCUCAGCAUUAAUUGCCAGAUAAUAAAGAUGGAAGACAGCUUGUACCUGUGGAUUGGAGAUUCCGCCAAGCGCAGCAUGACGGACCUGUCCUUUGCACUCGCGUCCAGGUUUGAGAGGCAGCCUAUCGCGACAAAAAUCAUGGGCUCCGUAGCCGAUACCACGUCCAUGAACAUGGCUAAGAGAUUGAGCACGAAGCUUGGAAAACCGAUCUAUGUUAGUUUUAACGUAACCGCGGACAAUAUUGCGUUGCCGGGAAUCGAAAGGAGAAUCCAGGAGGAGUUCAAGACACAUGCGGAUCUACUAAGUUUUUGACUUCGAUUAUUGAAUAAGUUUUCGAGGUGCUUACUUAAAAGAAUAAUUUUAGGAUACAAUGGAUAGUUUUCAUACGUUGUGUAACUUUUCUUAUAUCAACAAUAAACCUUCGACAAUUGGAAUUAUUUAAUGCUGUUCAUGAAGGAUCUUCAUAAAGGAUAGUAUGUUGGUCUUGUCAAUUAUUAUUUGUCAAUUACAUAUGGAAAUAAGUUAUGUUUAGGUAAUCAUUCGUUUAUUAAUGUAGGAAAGUCGAAUGUAAUUUGUACAUUUAAUUUAUACUAACAGUUUCGUAGAGAAUGCGCGAGGAAGUAGAAAAUAUAUAUUUUGUAAAAGUAAAA
Molecule: messenger RNA, 1008 nt
Organism: Vollenhovia emeryi
Lineage: Eukaryota; Metazoa; Arthropoda; Insecta; Hymenoptera; Formicidae
Product: proteasome assembly chaperone 4-like
Exons: 2
Coding region: 272-670 (132 amino acids)
Biological process (GO): proteasome assembly
Source: RefSeq, a predicted model, not a curated record